Molecule: messenger RNA, 1167 nt
Organism: Episyrphus balteatus (marmalade hoverfly)
Lineage: Eukaryota; Metazoa; Arthropoda; Insecta; Diptera; Syrphidae
Exons: 4
Coding region: 1-1167 (388 amino acids)
Source: RefSeq, a predicted model, not a curated record
AUGCUGAAAAAUCUUUCCAAAUGCAUUCGAUUCACAAGAAUUUUUGGAAUCGUGAGGAAUAAGUCAUCUUAUGCAUACUUUCCUUACGCUGAUAAUCCAGUUCAACAACUUGUCGAAAAUACCAAUGGUAAUCUUCCAAACGCCUUAAAAGAUCUAAAUGGUUAUGCCUUUCGAACAACUAUUCAAACAGAUAUGCCUCGAACAUUCUUGUAUUCUGACAAAAAUGGAAAUAAACAAAUUGGAGGCAGAGCUGGUCAAAUAUUUCUUCAAUUCUUGCAACGACACAAUGCAACUUUCAAAGAAAUAUCGUUCAACAAUUCAAAUGAACACUUUAUGGUAUUUGUUAUCAAUGCAACUAUUGAACACCAAAUCGAUAUAAGCAUGAAUACAAAUUUCAAACUAAACAAUCUUGAUAUCAGUUAUCCAAUUACAAUUCAGCAGAAUCUUAUAGUGGUACCUCGAAAUGGUUAUUUGGAUCCAUUUCAUUACUUUGAAAGACCAUUUCAAGGGAAAGUAUGGAUAUUAAUUGGACUUACUGUUUUAUAUUUGACAAUUUCUAAAAUUUGUCUCAACUAUUGGACAAAUUCAGAAUUAGAAAUUUGGACAAGUUUCAGUGACAUUUAUUUAACAUUGUUAAAUUCUGUUUCAGAAAGAACAAUAACUUCGAACUAUCGUUUUCACUUACAAGUUCUUAUUUUUGCAUUCUUCUUACAACGACUUUAUGGAGUUCACUUUCAAUCAUUUCUAACAGUUUUCAUCAAAGUUAAACAAUUCGAAACAAUUCAAGAUUUGGCUGAUAACAAGGUUCCUGUUUUGAUUCCACAAUUUGGAUGGGAAGAAAUGAAGACAAAUCAUCAUUAUCCCAAAGGAUUUGAUAGGAAGAAUUUAUUUCGCAAGAGUCAAGAAGUUCUUUUUAUAAGUCAUAUCGGAUAUAUGAUGGCAUUUAAUUCACCAUUUAAGGAAAUUUUAGAUGAUUUUAUAAUUGGAAUAAAAGAAACUGGUUUAAUUCAGAAGUGGGAUGCAGAUGUUAUUUAUCAAGCGAAGCAAACAAAUUGGAUUGGAUUGAAUUGGAAGACAAAUGAUGUAGAGGAGACUUCUAAUGAAGGUUCUAAUAAGCCAUUGACAAUAAAGCAUUUGAAAUCAGCUUGGGACAUUUUGAUUAAAUAA